Molecule: messenger RNA, 3131 nt
Organism: Darwinula stevensoni
Lineage: Eukaryota; Metazoa; Arthropoda; Ostracoda; Podocopida; Darwinulidae
Source: the annotation of a GenBank genome assembly
UUUGAAGCAGAACAAAAAGGAACUUCAGAAAUUGUGUCCAUGAAAAUGGAUGUUGAUAGCAUCCUGCAUGAUCUGAACAUGUUUGAAGUUACUUCCCGGGGAAAUUACUACCCUGGAUCCUCUGCACCUAAAAAAUCAGAUACAUCUGCAUCUGAAGAGUUCCUGCGCAAAAGAGAAUUAUACUCAAAGACAUCAGCUGGCCAACAAAGUGGUGGUAGUGGUAGUGGCAGUGGUGGUGGUGGUGGUAAUGGUAGCAGUAGUAUUUAUGAAAACUUGAGGUCAACUGGCCCCAUUCCUGAAGCACCAGUGUAUGGAAAAAUAGCAUCAUUCCAAUCAAGCAGUGCAAGUGUGCCAGCAAGAGAGCCAAAUUCCUAUGAACUGGAUAACAUCCUGCAAGAAUUGAACAAAAGUUCAUCUUCCCGGGUUCAAUUGCUGACACGUUCGCAGAAUGGGCUUCCAAACCAGAAGCCAAGUGAGGACAUCAGGCAGGUGCAAAACCCUGUUUCAAGACCUGUGGGUUCUGUAUCUUCCAAAUUAGGAACGAGUUCUGGGUCUGAAUGGUCACCUCUGAAUGAGAAAAUUGAUCGUGACAGUAUUGUGGCUGCAUCUCGCCUGCCAACGCCGCUUCCAACUUCUUCAAACUAUGGACCUGGUCAGCCAAAUGGCAUUCCAAAAACUGCAAAAAUCCCUCAAGUGAAUGGUCCAACAGAAAGGUCAGGUCCUUCAAAACAUCCAGCAACUGGAGGAUCAUCAAUGGUGGAAAGGCCUCCUUUAUCAAACCUGGGUUUGUACAAGGCCCCACCAGCCUAUGGCUCUCAUGAAUCAACCCACUCCAGCCCACGAUCAAGUGUUGCAAGUAACUCUAGCAGGGAGUCUCAGUACUCAGGCUCCCAGGGCUUACCUUUGCCACAAAAAGCAAAUCAGGUCAUCUAUGAGAAUAUCAGCAGAAUGCAUCCUCCUUCAUAUGCUGCUGUGGCUUCCAAUGGAGAUUAUGGGAAUGGACAUCUGGGAAGACCAUUGGAUUCUAGGGGUGGAGGUGGAAUGAACCAAGAAGCUGAGAGUCAAAUUCCUAUGCUCAACCGCAAUGCUGUGAUGUAUGGAGAUGCCUAUUUUUCCCCAGGGGAGUUCAAUGAGCCCCACGGUCAUCAGAAGGCACAGCCGCAGGUUCCAGUUCGAGAACGACCUGCUGGCAUUCUCCCCCCCAGCUACUCUGACCAUGUGUCUGCCAUCAGGAGUCAAGGGCACCAAGUAAAUGAUGCUGUAUAUCUUGAUGAAGCUAUGAGCAAUAUGAAUCUGGGGAAUGAAUUGUCAAGCAAUAGGUCACAUGGUCCAAUCCAUGCAAGACCAUUAUAUCAUUUUGCUAAUGGCCCUCCAGUCAGUCAUUCCAACGUGAAUGUUCAUGCCAAGCCAUAUCUGCCUGAUCCACCACCAUACCCAGGGGCUCCACAAGCCUUUGUGAGUGACAGUGAGCCAUAUUCAUGGGGUCCCAUGACAGCAAAUUCAACAUCACGCUUUCAUGUGCCUCCAACUAUGCCUUCAUAUUGUAUGCCUCCCUCCCGGCCUCCUGUGGCAUCAUUUGCAACUUCAGACAAUGGAGUUUCCUCUUCAGGAGGACGUAUGCCCAUUCCACCCCUAACAAAUAUCCCUCAAAAUGUUCAAUAUCAUGCACCAGGGAAGAUUAUGAAUAUUGGCAGCAAGACACUGCUGCCUUAUCAUGUAACUCCCCCUCGCCCACUGGGGCCUACAGAAGCUGAGAAGAAAAUAGAGGCCCUGACUCGCCAGAUUGAAGAAGAGAUGGAGAAUCGAGAGGAAGAAGGAGAAUAUUUUGGGAUAUGCUACACAUGUGGUGAGAAGGUGACUGGAGCUGGACAGGCCUGUCAGGCAAUGGGAAACCUGUAUCAUACAAGUUGCUUUAUUUGCUGCUCCUGUGGACGAGCACUGAGGUGGAAGGCCUUUUACAACGUCAAUGGGAAGGUUUAUUGUGAAGAGGAUUAUCUGUACUCAGGAUUUCAGCAGACAGCUGAGAAAUGUGCUAUUUGUGGUCACCUGAUUAUGGAGACUAUCCUACAAGCCAUGGGGAAGUCAUACCACCCUGGUUGCUUCCGAUGCUGUGUCUGCAAUGAAUGUCUGGAUGGAGUGCCAUUUACCAUUGAUGUAGACAAUAAGAUCUAUUGUGUCAAUGACUAUCACAAAGUCUAUGCUCCCAAGUGUGCUGCCUGCAAUAAAGCCAUCACGCCUGUUGAGGGAACAGAGGAAACAGUGAGGGUUGUUGCCAUGGACAAGGAUUUUCAUGUUGAUUGUUACGUCUGUGAGGACUGUGGGAUGCAGUUGACAGAUGAACCUGAUAAACGCUGCUAUCCAAUGGAUGGCCACCUCCUCUGUCAGAGCUGCCACAUCAAUCGCCUUGAAGAUCAAUAUGGAACUGCCACCCUCCCCCAGAUCCCGGGUGUACGCUCCUUCUACCCAAACAUGUGAAAAGACAAGUGGCCAAACAACGAUGGAAAUCCACAAGCUAAGGAAAUCUCAUGUUAAUUUCAGCAUUUUGUGAUUCUGUGAUGAAAUUUGUACAAGGAUGAAACAAUGAGAACAAACGCUUUCAGGUUUCUUUUUGUGACCAAGAAGCUUUGAAUGUGAAGUAGGUCUAUUUAUUCCAUGGGCAAUGAGACCCAUGACCAAUCAAUACUCCUUAUCCUGUUCUCUAGUUUCACUUCUUGUGCUUGGGGCUGUCAUUUGUUGUUUUCAGAUGGCCUGCUGAUUUUUUUUUUUCUGCUGUCAAUGUUGUUUUGUCUUUUCUUACUCAUAAUUACAUUCCCAGACAUUUCUUGCAAUACUUGCAUUCCAGAAAAGUUCAAAAUUCAGUUGCAUUAAUUUGCACUGCCAAUAACUGAUUCAACAUGCGAUCUCUGAAGAGACCCACCUGGAAUCUAUCCACCCACCUUUGAAUUUUUAAAAAUGAUUUGCUGGAAAUUAACAAGACACUAGCACAAUAUAUAACCUGCCAAAAAUGGAAGUUUGUGUUGCUGCCUUAAGUAACAACUUCACUAGUUGUGCCUAUAUAUAAGAAUCAUAACAUGUCUUUGUAGAAUUAGAAUAUCAAAUUAUGAUUUGUUUUAGGAACAUGUCAUGGACCU